GCCGGGGCAGAGGGAAGGGCCGCGGGCUGGGAGCCGGGGAAACCGGAGCCCCGGGCGGGCGUCCCCAAGGCCCGCGGUGGGACCGGCGGGAGGUGGGCGCCCAGUUUCCCAGGGCUCUUCAGCGAGAGGAAGGCAGGCGCUGCGGACACUCGCGCGAGGGGGACGCAGGCACCCGGGUGCUCCCGUCCCGUGGGGGACCACGGGGGUGGCGCCAGGGGCUAGGACGCGACAAGUGUGGAGGCGGUGCUGGCGAUCGCCGGCGUCUCGGGCCCAGCGUGCAGCGCACACCGUCCCGUGCAGCAGCUGGUCCCCAAUGCCGGCCCCGACGGCGCUGGGCUCUCAUGCGCUCCAGUGCAGCACCCCGGGCCCGGCCCCGACCCCCAGCCUUGGCAUUGCCCCUAGGACCGGAGUCACUGACCCAUUUCUCCUUCAGCGAGGAGGACACUCUUCGACACCCUCCGGACAGAUGUGUCAGUUUUGCAUGACAGGUAUGGACACACAGGCCCCCUGCCCUAGUGUGCCAAGACUUGACAUCCGGUCCUACAAACAGCGGUGGCACCCUGAGCCGGCCUGGUGGACACGCGCCAGAGCCGGCACUCAACCUCCCAGUGACCUUCACAGAGCCAACCAGUCCUUUCUACAGAGGCUUCCUGGCACCUCCUCUGAGGCAAGCAGCUUGGAUGCAGAAAAUGGGCCGACAGCAUCCCCUGGCCGCAGCCCCCUGGACUUGCAGGCGAGCCCAGGGCUUGUGCUGCACGCGGGGGCCGCCAGCCAGCGCCGGGAGUCCUUCCUGUAUCGCUCAGACAGCGACUACGACAUGUCACCGAAGACGAUGUCCAGGAACUCCUCUGUCGCCAGUGAAGCGCAUGCUGAAGACCUCAUCGUGACACCGUUUGCCCAGGUGCUGGCCAGUCUCCGCAACAUUCGAAGCAACUUCUCGCUCUUAACCAAUGUGCCCAUCCCCAGCAACAAGAGGUCCCCACUGGGCGGCCCACCCUCUGUCUGCAAGGCCACACUGUCAGAGGAGACAUGCCAGCAGCUGGCCCGGGAGACCCUGGAAGAGCUGGAUUGGUGUCUAGAGCAGCUGGAGACCAUGCAGACCUACCGCUCUGUCAGCGAGAUGGCCUCACACAAGUUUAAAAGGAUGCUGAACCGAGAACUCACACACCUGUCGGAAAUGAGCAGGUCGGGAAACCAGGUCUCAGAAUACAUUUCCAACACGUUCCUAGACAAGCAGCACGAGGUGGAGAUCCCAUCGCCCACACCUCGACAGAGAGCCUUCCAGCAGCCCCCGCCAUUAGUGCCGCGACAGUCCCAGCCCAUGGCUCAGAUCACAGGGCUGAAGAAGCUGGUUCACACCGGAAGCUUGAACACCAGUAUCCCACGAUUUGGAGUCAAGACAGAUCAAGAGGACCUCUUAGCACAAGAACUGGAGAACUUGAGCAAGUGGGGCCUGAACAUCUUCUGUGUGUCGGCGUACGCCGGAGGUCGUUCUCUCAGCUGUAUCAUGUACACGAUAUUCCAGGAGCGGGACCUACUGAAGAAAUUCCACAUCCCCGUGGACACCAUGAUGAGGUACAUGCUGACCCUGGAGGACCACUACCAUGCCGAUGUGGCCUACCACAACAGCCUGCACGCAGCCGACGUGCUGCAGUCUACGCACGUGCUGCUGGCCACGCCCGCACUGGACGCGGUGUUCACAGACCUGGAGAUUCUUGCUGCCCUCUUCGCUGCUGCCAUCCACGAUGUGGACCACCCUGGUGUCUCCAACCAGUUCCUCAUCAACACCAAUUCGGAACUGGCGUUGAUGUACAACGAUGAGUCUGUGCUUGAGAACCACCACCUGGCUGUGGGAUUCAAGCUGCUGCAAGAAGAGAACUGCGACAUCUUCCAGAACCUCAGCAAGCGCCAGCGGCAGAGCCUGCGCAAGAUGGUCAUCGACAUGGUGCUGGCCACAGACAUGUCCAAGCAUAUGACCCUCCUGGCUGACCUGAAGACUAUGGUGGAGACAAAGAAAGUGACCAGUUCCGGAGUUCUCCUGCUGGACAACUACUCUGACCGGAUCCAGGUCCUCAGGAACAUGGUGCACUGUGCAGACCUCAGCAACCCCACCAAGCCCCUGGAGCUGUAUCGACAGUGGACCGAUCGCAUCAUGGCCGAGUUCUUCCAGCAAGGUGACCGAGAACGGGAGCGCGGAAUGGAGAUUAGCCCCAUGUGCGACAAGCACACGGCCUCUGUGGAGAAGUCUCAGGUGGGCUUCAUCGACUACAUCGUGCACCCACUGUGGGAGACGUGGGCCGAUCUCGUCCACCCUGACGCCCAAGACAUCCUGGACACGCUGGAAGACAACCGGGAUUGGUACCACAGUGCCAUCCGGCAGAGCCCCUCCCCACCCCUGGAAGAGGAGCCAGGAGGCCUUGGAGACCCCGCCCUGCCUGACAAGUUCCAAUUUGAGCUCACCUUGGAGGAGGAGGAGGAAGAGGAUUCACUGGAGGUCCCAGGAUUGCCUACCACUGAGGGAACCCUCCUGGCUCCAGAUACCAGAGCUCAAGCGAUGGACCAGUCACAGGCCACGGGCCAGAGCACUGCAGUGGCGGAGGCGGCCUCAGCAUACGGUGCUCCUGAGGAGUCCAUGGAGGCUGUGGGCUGUUCCUUCAGCCCUGGAACCCCUAUUCUGCCUGACUUGAGGACCCUAUCCCCCUCAGAGGAGGCCCCGGGCCUCCUGGGCCUCCCCUCCACGGCGGCAGAGGUGGAGGCCCCAAGAGACCAUCUGGCUGCCACGAGGGCUUGUUCUGCCUGCUCUGGGACAUCAGGAGACAAUUCCGCCGUCCUCUCUGCUCCAGGCAGGUGGGGGUCAGGUGGAGACCCUGCCUGAUCCCUUUUCCCUUCACCCGUGGGUCUUCCCCCCUCCCCACACUCUCCACUCACCACAGACCACCUCAACGACUCCUGGCCCUCCUGAGAAAAAAGAAAACAGAAAAGUGGGGUUUUUUCUCUUUUCUUUUUUUCACCCUUCCCCCCCUGCCCUUGCCCAAAGGGCCUUUUUUUUGAGGUGGGGUAUGGGGAGCCAGGAACUGAAGUCCCCCAAAAAAGGGAUUUUAUUUUUUUGAAUUUUAAUUGUAACGUUUUUAGAAAAAGAACAAAAAGGAAAAAAAAAAAAAAGAAUGAAACACAUCAGCUGUAGAUGCUCUCCCCACCCCGUGCCUAGGCCCGCCUCCGUUCCUCUUCACCCCGCCUCUCACCCAUUCCUGGGCCCACCUCCUUUCCCCUUCACCCCGCCCAUCACCCAUGCCUGGGCCCACCUCCUUUCCCCUUCACCCCGCCCAUCACCCAUGCCUGGGCCCACCUCCUUUCCCCUUUACCCCGCCCAUCACCCAUGCCUGGGCCCACCUCCUUUCCCCUUCACCCCGCCCAUCACCCAUUCCUGGGCCCAC
Apodemus sylvaticus (European woodmouse) is the source of this 3434-nucleotide messenger RNA. It is a transcript of the gene Pde4a, whose product is annotated as phosphodiesterase 4A. The record is from RefSeq and is a predicted model, not a curated record. NCBI's taxonomy places the organism in Eukaryota, Metazoa, Chordata, Mammalia, Rodentia, Muridae. Gene Ontology annotation, molecular function: 3',5'-cyclic-AMP phosphodiesterase activity. Gene Ontology annotation, biological process: signal transduction. The transcript has 16 exons. Bases 314 to 2875 code for a protein of 853 amino acids. Gene Ontology annotation, cellular component: perinuclear region of cytoplasm; nucleus; cytosol.